Sinocyclocheilus rhinocerous is the source of this 796-nucleotide messenger RNA. RefSeq names its product protein S100-A12-like. Gene Ontology annotation, cellular component: perinuclear region of cytoplasm. Lineage: Eukaryota; Metazoa; Chordata; Actinopteri; Cypriniformes; Cyprinidae. The transcript has 3 exons. The record is from RefSeq and is a predicted model, not a curated record. Gene Ontology annotation, molecular function: calcium ion binding; calcium-dependent protein binding. Bases 71 to 409 code for a protein of 112 amino acids.
CGGAGGCGCGAGGCACUGCUGGUCAGGUGAUGAAAUACCCUCGCUUCACUUCACCUGCUCUAGUUUCCGCAUGGGACAUAAAACAAACCCAAUGGCCACACAGUACACAGAUCUAGAAUUGGCCAUAAACACCUUGGUCAAAAACUUCCAUUCAGCAUCUCCUACUAAUGCUGACACGCUCACAGCCCAGGAGUUCCAGAGCAUGAUCUCCAAAGAGCUGCCCACCAUGGUGAAGACAGCAGGGGACCAGGAAGGACUCAACAAACUCCUGACGGACAUGAAUGUGGAAGAGGGGAAGGGUGUCGCAUUCAAGGAUUUUUGGCGAUUGGUUGAUUCUCUGGCCACUGCUCAGUUUGGAUUGCUGAGCAAAGAGAAACAAGUAAAAUGUGUGAAAUGUAGUCUGAUGUAAGACCGGCCCUGAGCAAACAAGACCGAUCAACAUUGUGUCGGUGUCCACCACAGCCCUGAGAAAAAAACAUCAAAUCAGCAGCUUCUAUUUCCCAUCACCCUCUGCAAUACUGUACAUGUCACUCUAUUGGAUUCUUUGGUAUAUUCGCUGAGGUCUUAUAAUAAUUAAGUGUUGUUACAGAGCUUCCUGAAUAAAUACCCAACAAGCCCUUACGAGACCGUGAGUAAUCUCUUUCAUCUGUGUAACCUGAGCCACACCUGCCUGGCCAGUAAGAUCUAGUGGCUAAUUUACUUCCUCAUUUGUUCUGGUGCUGCAGGUUUUUGUAUUAUUGUGUCACUUUCAACCUGCCCAAUCUUUUUUUUCUUUUUUUUGCUUUUGUUUUACAUA